Molecule: messenger RNA, 1855 nt
Organism: Plectropomus leopardus (leopard coralgrouper)
Lineage: Eukaryota; Metazoa; Chordata; Actinopteri; Perciformes; Serranidae
Gene: scel
Product: sciellin
Biological process (GO): epidermis development
Cellular component (GO): cytoplasm
Source: RefSeq, a predicted model, not a curated record
CGUGAUUGCAAACUGCUGAGUUAUAGACAGGUUAACAACCUGAGCCUUUGUAAGAGCUAACUUUUUCUGUUUGUGAUCCGUCUGUGGAGGUGAAGCUACAAAAUGCCCAUCGGCAAGCUUAGAGACAACAGCUGGAUCAGAAAACCAGAUGAUGAGGAUGAAGACGUUGACCGAGACCCAAACUAUGGCACAUCUAUUCUAAACCCAACCGACGAGGUUACUACGAGCAAGACAUCAUAUGUGCAAUCUGUCAGCAAGAUCUUCGGCGGAAGUCAGGAUGAGCCAAAAAGCAGUACCACAACCACCACGGUCACAAAGGACGGGAAAACCACUGAGACCACCAUCACCACCUCCCAGAGUGUUAGAUCCCCUGUGAUUAAAUCUCCCACCAAGACGUUCACUGAGCGGGUCCAGUCUUCAAGCAGAGAGUCACAAUACACAAACUUCACACCUUCCAGAACAACCAAAGUGACUGAGACGACUGUUACCAGCAAUAAAGACGCGGAGAAUCAACUUUACGACACACUCAUCCCCUCGUCUGUCAAAGAUGAUUACUCACCUGUAGACAGCAAAACAACUGUGUCCAAGACUGAAACUGUGAUAGUGAAAAGCAGCCCAGAUACUGAUGUGGAGGACAAACUUUUCAAGACACUCAUCCCUUCAUCUGCCAAGGAUGAUUACUCUUCACUGGACAGAACUAUCUCCAGUACUGAAACUGUAACAGUGAGAAGCAGCACCAAUGGAAGUGAGACUAAAACCACAACAAGGACUUCUUCCAUGGCUGAGGAUGACCUGUACGACACCCUGCUGCCUAAAGGCAUUACAUCUGCAUCUAGUCUUCCGUCUCUUCUCAGCAGCAGCAGCAGCAGCAGCAUCACAAAGAGGGAGAUCAUCACCUUGGAGAGCAGCAGAGGAGGAGACAGCCCAACUCUGUCAUCACCGUCCAUCACUCGCAGGACAGCCAGCUACGGCUCGCUCAUUGACGAUCUUCCCUCCAGCCGCACCACCUCCUACACCUUUAGCACAAUACCCAGCGACGACUACACCAGCGACCGUAGAAGCUACUCUUACACCAGACCAGACUCCACUUAUGAGUAUAGCAGUAUCACCAGUCCCUCCAUCACCAGUUACAGCUCAAAAAGCUACAGGAGCAGCAGCAGGUCAGAUGACGUGACUGAUUCAGUCUACUCAUCCUCCGCAAAGAGUGUGUAUGCACCUGCUGAGAGGACGGUGCUCGAGAAAGAUCUGUGCAGCUACUGCCAUAAGCCCUUCACAGGUGAUGCCAAGAUGGUCCUGGAUGACAUGAAGAUCAACUGCCACGCGACCUGCUUUAAAUGUCAGGUGUGUCACAGCACUCUGGGUAAUAUGAAAGCUGGAGACAGCCUGUGGAUCUACAAACAGGCGGUCCACUGCGAGAACUGCUUUGAGGGCAUCAGAGAGAGAUGGCGACGCUGAGUUUCUCCAGAGCCUUCACUGAAGACGACAAGUGAUUCAAAAUCAAAUGGAUUGUGGUUUUUGAUAAGUUUUAGGUGACAUGGGUUCUCCUUUACUUGUGUUUUUAUGAGCUAACAUUCUGGGUGUUUUGACAAACAUUGCAUUAUAACUGUUUUCUCUGCACACACUGUUGCAGUUAGCUGUAAUGGUUUUGUUGACAUCAUGCUUUGCUCUCUGUAUCCACCUCUUUUCAUAUAACUAAGUUAGCACAUCUGAUAUUCUCUUAAGUUUGCAGCCUUUUAGGGGGAUUCUUGUGUGUAACGUGAAAUGGAGAUAUUAAUAUAAAAACAACAAUUACGACUUAGGGCCGGGGGCUUUUUCUGUGUGCAAUAAAGGCAAUCAACAUAUCUUAAACACCAAA